Molecule: messenger RNA, 5216 nt
Organism: Anarrhichthys ocellatus (wolf-eel)
Lineage: Eukaryota; Metazoa; Chordata; Actinopteri; Perciformes; Anarhichadidae
Gene: lratd2b
Product: LRAT domain containing 2b
Exons: 2
Coding region: 965-1774 (269 amino acids)
Source: RefSeq, a predicted model, not a curated record
GUAUGUUUUGGACCAUUUGGGAUUAUUUAAAAUUUUAAAAAAAAGAUCGCGUGUGUGUGUGUUGUAAUGAUAACUCUGUUUCUUCUUUAAAUGAUGUGGGAUGUUACAUACAGCAUUUACAUCUCCAUAUUAUGGGUUACAAUGAAAAAAAACUUGUUUUAUUUUCAUCCAAUAAUACACGUGUAUUACUAUAUUGAUUCAAUUAUUUCAUAAAAAAAAUGUAGUCUGAUAAACUCCUUUCAAUAACCUCAUAAUUCUCUCACCUAGGUAGUAGAUGUGUUUCUACUUAUGUAAAGUAAAGUGAAGACUGAAUAUGUAAAAGAGGAGAGACAAAAAGGCGUACUGCCGCUUUAAAUGACAACACCUCCCAGUAGUCGCUGGUCCUGGGUGAGUUUCGCUGCAACACUGUGGUUCAUACUACAAACAGACAGAGAGUACAGCAGAGCAAACCACACAACAGCCUCCUAAGCGCACAGGAAGGAGCGCCCGCCAGCGCCGUCUGAAACCCUGUUUUUUUUUUUUUUUUUACCGAUGUGACUACAGGAGCGCGUGAGAAAGCUGCUGCCAGGAGCCGAACUGCAGGUCAGUCCGUCUGCUCUCCUGAGACUUUACUGUGAACCGACCUGUAGAAGAUGAACCGGACUGCUGGUAGGGCAUACCGCUGAGACAGACUUAACAUGACGGCAGAAGUGUAGCAGGUGAUGUGAAACAGUACUGAGGCGGUGUAAGAAGUAGACGUAGCAGUAGUUAUAUCCGGUCGGCGCAGUUGGCGUUCGUUUGGAGGACGUACCCAGCCGGACAUGGAUUAUUGGUGCCCGUCUUCACUGCUUUGGAUUUAGUUGAGACACGGCACAACGCUGCGCCUUAAACCCUCCGUCUCUCCUCCCCUGGUUGAAGAAAGAACAGGUGGAUCCUGUUUCUGUGUUCGUCUUAAUCCACCUCCCAGCAUCCACCUGUCACCUUUAUGGGGAACCAGGUGGAGAAACUAACGCAUUUGAAUUACGCAGAGGUGCCAACGUCUGACCCAAAUGGGUUCGACCCGGAAGACGACGACGGACCGCGGAUCGGCGUCUCGUACAUUUUCUCCAACGACGACGACGAGCAGGAGGACAAUUUGGACCGCCACGCGGUGAACCACGAGGAGAAGCCCUUCGACCCCCGGGACGAGCUGGCGUGCGCGAUUUACUACCGAGAGGAGUGCGUCUACGAGACGAACGCCGGAGCCGCGACUCACUCUGCGGAAAGUCUCCUGAACAAGUGCAGACCGGGAGACCUGCUGGAGUUCGUGGCCACUGGACAGUAUCCCCACUGGGCCGUGUACGUGGGGGACUUCCAGGUGGUCCACAUGCACAGGGCCGAGAUAAAGAACAACUUUCUCACCGAUGUGAGCCAGGGCAAAAAAGGCAGGAUAGUGAACGGCCUCUACAGGUACCGCGCGCUCCCGCCGGAGGUGAUCGUGCGCAACGCCCUGGACCACGUUGGGUCGAGGGACCGAGAGCUGUACUGGAGAAACUCUGAGUGCUUUGCCGCUUGGUGCCGCUUUGGCAAACGGGAGUUUAAAAUCGGAGGGGAGAUACGGAUAGGGAAGCAGCCGUACAGGUUGAAAUUGCUCUUUUCGGAGAAGAAGACUCACGUCCUGGAGUUUCAAAGCCUGGAGGACGUGAUCAUGGAGAAGAGGAGGAACGAUCAGAUCGGCAAAGAUGCUGUGACGCAAGAGCUGGCCAACCACUUGAACGCAACACAUGAAAACAAAGAGGAGCGUUUUGUCAACUGACAGCUGAUGCUCUGGUCACCUGGUGCUGGUUGGAGCUUUCGCUUAUAGGAGGUGUUCAAUGGGGGAAAAUGCACACUUUUCAUGCUGAAAAACAAAACCUGUGUUGUUUGAGGGAGCAAAUACGUUUUGUUUUUUUCGUGGGCUUUGGUGCACCGUGCCACGCUGCAAACAAAUCACAAUCAUAACAGGGAGUUACAAUUUUAACAUUUGCUUCCUCCAAAAUGAGAGGAAAGGCCCUGGCGUCUGGGGUGACACUUGUUUCAAUCUCAAGAGCACUAGCAAAGCACAUCACGAGGGUUCAAGACAAAAUCCCCACAAGUUGAUUUGCUGCGGAAUGAAGUGGAAAUUGGAAGUGGCAAAUGUCCUCCCUCCUAAGAAAAAUGUGAUUUUUACACACUCAACCCCCAAGAUUAAGUGACUUCCUAUGAUGGAUACAUUCGCAUCGCAGCUGCACCUGCAGUCUAAUCAUUUGGGGAUUGCCCAUAAUUAUCUUUCUAAUCCAAUGAAUCUUUGCACAGAGGAGCAAAACCUCUCCAAUGUACUUGCACCUGACGAGAGUGCUGAAAGCCCUCGCUCCUGUACGACUCAGGUGAUGGCGAUCGAUACAGAUUGGACGAGAGACGAAUGCUUGCUUUUUGUUAUUGUGUGCCAACCUUGAGGGUGCCCUUCUUGUUGCUUUCUAUCCAAUCAUUACCCAGCUUUACCCACUCUUUGACCACUUUGUGGACACAGAUAUGACUGCACUUUGACUGAUUCACCCGUGUCAACAGUUUAUUUUUUGGAGAAAAAAAAAAAAGAAAAAAGAUGUUUGUAUGAAAGAAUAUGGAAAUAAAUAUAUAUUUGAACAGUUAAGUUUUUUUCUUUUUUGGGCAAAGGAUUGAAUCUUUAACAUUUUAAGUGAUUUAAGGCACUUCUGGUACAAUGCUAAUAAAUAAUGUCAAACCAUAAAUCUCAGGAAAAGUAGGAGAGGUUUUUAUAUAACCGCAUCCUAAACACCAGUAUUUUGUUUCACUACACAGACUAUUUUGAAAGCGACAACACCAUCACAAUUCCACUUCACACGCGAGAGGAGCCACGGCUCUACCUGUUCAACCAGUAAGAUCCCAGCUUUCUGUCCGUUUAUUGGGGUGGAGAGCGUUGGCUGUCUGACAGUUAAAGCGGUUAAUGCUGCCAGUUUUUAUCUAAAUAUUUUCCUCAGAGAAAAGCAGCUCCCCAAACUACUUACACAUCAGGUUUGUGAGCUUGUGUUAAGUUGUGUUGCAGCCGUGCUGGACAUGUUGCUUUGUUUACACCUCUGCCGACUGAAGAUAAAGUCAUUUCUUGAAAGUUUAGCCGCAGGCUUAUGUUCCUCAACGGUAUUUGGCUUUCUCUCCUUCUGCUGGAAUUACAUUACAUUUUGGUCAAAUGGGCUUAAUUUUAACUCGGCCAAAUCACAUCCCCAUUUAGUUUUUAUACACUGUGUAAAAAAGGAUAAUAUAUAUACCCAAUGUUAUAAACUUCCAGUUUAUAUAACUUGAUAGGAUUCAAAUUGUGAUGAGAAACAGGCCAGGAAUGUAAAUUAUGUAUCAGCUCACAACAGGUAGACGCAAAAUUGAGAUAUCUCUUGACAUUUUAAAUGCCAACGUGUAUGUAGUGGCAAACAAUGAAAGCCGGUGAAACACUUAACAGUACUUUCACAUACAGAGGCUGCAACGGAAAUUACAGCAGGCUCUGAGGUUGUUUUGAACCGUGAGACAUCUUGUUUUUUUUUUUCCUCCCCCCUCUCUGUUUCAGAGGAAGCUGAUGACUCGCUCAUAGCCAGCCAUGAGUUACUCGGCCUGUUUGUUUUCCUCUGGUAAUAUUUGCAUGGAGAUAAUACUGUAGUCAUUUUGCUGCAGGUAAGGUCCCACUGGACCCAAAGCAGGAUCAUCAUCAGCACUAGUACCGAACAGGGAAGCUGCCGGACACAUUAGCAUUUCUUCAAUCCUCUACGGUCUACCCCAGUGAUGAAAUCUAAAUUGUGUGUGUGUGUGUGCGUGUGUGUGUGUAUGGGAGGCAUAUAUAUGAUAAUCAGUCAUAUUUUUUUUUUUCUUUUUAGCAGCAACAGAAUCCGAGCAGCAUUUGUCACAGCACACGAUGUCAAAGCAGCUUCCAGAGUAGAGUGCUGUAAUAGUGAAUAUUAACUCCCAUUUUUCAUCAUGUGAGACAAAGCAUUAUUCAAUUUGGUUCUUUCUCCACAAAUUUGUGUGCUUUCUAUGAUUUCCCGAGCUAUAAAAAAAACUGGUACAUAAUAACUCUCAGCGAAGAAAAAGGCACCAAGCUGUGAGCUGAAUUAAUAAUAAUCGGAGUAUGGUUUUAUUGUGCAGCUUGUCUGUUAGUCUACUCUCAAAGCUGCCCUGUGGAGUUUCCUGUACACAAAGCUCCUGUUUACUUUUAGUGUUGCUCACCAAAAUACAAAGUGUGUGUCUUUGAGGCCUAGCAUAUACGUAUUUUCUUCCUCAUAAAACAUUUGCAGUCAUCUCCUUACGCCGCCUUUGUUGACGCGACGUGAUAACAGCUGUUACUACAUUUACUACAGCUGUUACUACAACUGUUGAGCGGCAGAACAGCGUGAAACCAGCCAAACAAAACAGGGACCCGAUCAUGAAAACUCCACGGGUUAUCUUUUAUUUAGCUUGUCUCUCAUUCAGUCCAGUAGCCCAAGAAAGCUGAGCCAGUGCAUUCCUGAUUAAACUCGAAUGACUCCAGAAAAAGGCCACCAGCGUGAUUCUGCAGCCAAACUCGAUUUAGAUGCGACUUGCGAGAGUGAGAGACAUCUUUUUUACCGCAACACAAGCACGUGUGAAACCAGGGGAAGCUUUGGGUUUGACAUAUUGGCUCAUUCAUAUCAGCCUUUUGGCCAGCGAGUCUGUCAUGUUUCCCGUGGAGGAUUGGAGGAAAGCCCACACCCUUCAGGCACAACUGGCAACAUUACAGAAGUUGGGGACGAGCCAGAGCUCAAAUCAAACCCACCUUGUGUUUACAGAAUGUCAUAAUCUAACAACUUCUUCCCACACGCAAACAUGUCUGAACUUCAGAGGAGUGUGCUUAUGAGGAGAUUCUAUCUGACAGGCCUACAGGAAGUGGGAGUGUGUAUUUUGGACAGGGCUCUAAGCCACUGUGAGAUUGUUAUCCAUGUGGGACAAAAAACACACCGAGCUGAAAGAUGGAUAGUGUGAGGACAUUUGACAAUCUCAGUUGUGCUCGACUAUUUAGAAUAUGAAUCUCACCUGAGGGAUUUUAAUAGAUUCCCAGUUGUAUUUGCUACUCAAACAGCAUCUAUGAGCUGCUAAGGUUUUUGCCAAUAGGAUUCCUCUUUAAGCAGCAAAGCAUAGGAUUUAUGAAUGGCUGUUGGGAGAGAGAGUGCACUUGUAAGAUAAGAUAGGAAAACAGAUUGCCCUUAAAGUUCAAAGUUCAAAGUUUG